GGGACGAGGAGAGGGCCACGCCGGGCUCGGGUAUAUAAGGGGGAUCAGGCCGAGAUGCAGGUCAGAAGAGGUUGGACUCCAGCUGGGAACACACUAACACACGUCUGGUCUUUGCAUCUCACAGUCACUUAACGAUGAGUGGUCCGAGUGGUCUGCCCCUCUGCCUGGUGCUCCUGGUGGCCUCUGCAACAGGUCACGUCGCCGCCACCCCGCUCGGCAACACCACGAUUCCAGAGGACGCAGCGGGCGGGUUCCAGGCUGGAGUGCUGUAUGUGACGCCCCAGGGCCGCCUCACCAUGCCCCCGGGGGCGGUGCUCAUCGUGACGCCCACCCUCAGCCUCCCCAUGGGGAGUGACUACCCCCUGGGCUACGGUUCUUCAGCCACCGUCUCCGUGCCAUUCAGGAUCGACCUCGACACCCUGGGGCUGACGUCAGAUGCCAACUCCUGGGGGCUGUUGAACAGAGUGACGCGCCAGGCACCCACGGAGGGCAACCUGGCAGGCGGUGACAGGGAGGUCGUGUACCGUGUGGUCCAGAACAGCUUCCAGUCUGCGGGACUCGACGGGCGCGCGUGUCUCCUGAGAACCAUUUGUGAGCUGAACCUCAACUAUGCGCCGGACAACUGUGGUCUGCUGGGUGAGGCCAUGCAGCUGAUUCUGAGCCCAACCAAGAGCCCGCGACCCCUCGGGGAGUACAUGGACGCGGAGGUGCAGGCGAAGACCGUCAACGACUGCUCCAAGUACUACGAACGCUGUCCGUAUUCCUUCUUCCUAGAUCAGAAACUCGCGACCGACAGCGCCGCCAAACCCGCGACCGACAGCGCCGCCAAACCCGCGACCGACAGCGCCGCCAAACCCGCGACCGACAGCGCCGCCAAACCCGCGACCGACAGCGCCGCCAAACCCGCGAACGCCACGAUUCCGAAGGGCACGGCGGGCGGGUUCCAGGCCGGGGUGCUGUACGUGACGCCCCAGGGCCGCCUCACCAUGCCCCCGGGGGCAAUUUUGAUCGUGACACCCACCCUCAGCCUCCCCGUGGGGAGUGACUACCCCCUGGGCUACGGGUCUUCAGCCACCGUCUCCGUGCCCUUCAAGUUCGACCUCGACACCCUGGGGCUGACGUCAGAUGCUAACUCCUGGGGGCUGUUGAACAGAGUGACGCGCCAGGCACCCACGGAGGGCAACCUGGCAGGCGGUGACAGGGAGGUCGUGUACCGCGUGGUCGAGAACAGCAUCCAGUCCGCGGGGCUCGACGGGCGCGCGUGUCUCCUGAGAACCAUUUGUGAGAUCAACCUCGACGCCGCGCCGGACAACUUUGGUCUGCUGGGCGAGGCCAUGCAGCUGAUCCUGAGCCCAACCAGGAGCCCGCGACCCCUCGGGGAGUACACGGACGCGGAGGUGCAGGCGAGGACCGUCAACGACUGCUCCAAGUACUACGAGCGCUGUCCGUAUUCCUUCUUCCAAGACCAGAAACCCGCGACCGACAGCGCCGCCAAACCCGCGACCGCCAGCGCCGCCAAACCCGCGACCGCCAGCGCCACCGAACCCGCGGCUGCCCCGUGAAAAUCGCAAAAGAUUCCGGCCCAAAGUGUCCCCUUGUGAAACUACGUAGUGUGUGUGUGUGUGUGUGUGUGUGUGUGUGUGUGUGUGUGUGUGUGUGUGUGUGUGUGUGUGUGUGUGUGUGUGUGUGUGUGUGUGUGUGUGUGUGUGUGUGUUAUUUAUUGCAAAAACAAACCCAAUUGCUCUACGUAUAAAUUUAAGUGCAAAAUGGCAAUUCCUCUCUCUCUCUCUCUCUCUCUCUCUCUCUCUCUCUCUCCUUGUCCUUCCACCCUCCCUCCUUCCCUUCCUCCCUCCCUCCCUCACUCACUCUCUCCCUUCCCUUCCUCCCUCCCUCCCUCCCUCUCCUGUCACAGCUUCUCCUUCCAUCACUCCCAAAUAAGUUAUUAUACACACACAAAUACGAUCACAUGGCAUCAGUGUUUUUAUUUAUAUAUGAUUAAAUAAAUGCUGUUGAAGUUAC
Messenger RNA from Eriocheir sinensis (Chinese mitten crab), 2019 nucleotides. RefSeq lists its product as uncharacterized. The record is from RefSeq and is a predicted model, not a curated record. Bases 135 to 1562 code for a protein of 475 amino acids. NCBI's taxonomy places the organism in Eukaryota, Metazoa, Arthropoda, Malacostraca, Decapoda, Varunidae. The transcript has 9 exons.